Messenger RNA from Manihot esculenta (cassava), 894 nucleotides. RefSeq names its product AP-2 complex subunit sigma. The record is from RefSeq and is a predicted model, not a curated record. Gene Ontology annotation, cellular component: intracellular membrane-bounded organelle; AP-2 adaptor complex. The transcript has 6 exons. The coding region runs from base 212 to 640 and encodes 142 amino acids. Lineage: Eukaryota; Viridiplantae; Streptophyta; Magnoliopsida; Malpighiales; Euphorbiaceae. Gene Ontology annotation, molecular function: clathrin-cargo adaptor activity. Gene Ontology annotation, biological process: clathrin-dependent endocytosis; protein transport.
AUUUAGCGUCAUUUUUACACUGUUCAUCUGUAUGCAUCAUUCACAUAGUAGAUUUCUCUGUCUUUUUUCCUUUCGAAGUUUCAACCUCCACCCCGCAGUUGGGACGAAGAAAUUGGCAGAAAAGAAGAGGGUGCAGUAGCCUAGAUUUGCGACAUCUGCACAUAAAUCGCAGUCGUUGUUCGCUUAUUUGUCAUUUGAUAUUUUGAUAAGAAUGAUCCGAUUCAUACUCCUGCAAAACAGGCAAGGAAAGACUCGUCUUGCCAAAUACUAUGUUCCUCUCGAGGAUUCCGAGAAGCACAAAGUCGAAUACGAGGUUCAUCGGCUGGUGGUUAACAGAGAUCCCAAGUUCACGAAUUUUGUUGAGUUCCGAACACACAAGGUCAUCUACAGGCGAUAUGCUGGAUUAUUUUUCUCAAUUUGCGUUGACAUAACAGAUAAUGAAUUGGCAUAUUUAGAGUGCAUCCAUUUAUUUGUGGAGAUAUUGGAUCAUUUCUUCAGCAAUGUUUGUGAGCUAGAUUUGGUAUUCAACUUUCACAAGGUUUAUCUGAUACUUGAUGAAUUUAUUCUUGCUGGGGAGCUCCAAGAAACAAGCAAGAAGGCAAUCAUAGAAAGAAUGGGGGAAUUGGAGAAGCUCGAGUAGGAAUCUUUCUUUUUAUAGUUAAGAGCAUUUAGAGAUUUCAAUUUUCCAUUAUUUCCCACCUCGUUUGUUCCGGUUCUGCGUUUAUUUUGUUUGCUUAUUGGCAAUGCCAGUUCUUCUCUUGUAAUAUUUGAAAAUCAGAGCCAGAAAAUUUCAUACAUGCAUGAUGCAUCUUGGUAUUUGGAACAAUGGAGCUAACCAUUUAUCAAUCAAAACUGUUAAAUUUGGGUAGGUUUAACUCACCCCAAAAGCUAGCU